UGACGAGAAACAAUGAAGCUAGUGCCAUGCCCACUUGUGAUGUGCGGUUUACUGCUAGCACACGACGUCACAAUAGUAUCCUACCUAACUUGCCAACGAAUGUCGUCGCUGUCAUUUGUCCUGUGUGGAUCGCGUCGCUUAGAUGGUAUCCAUGGGUAACAAACAGCAAUGCCAGAUCAUUACCGCCACUGCUGCUCUGUUUCUGGCAGUCGGUGGGAUUCUUCUGCUCGUCGUACCCAACAAAGACAUCAAAGACCCGCCAGAGUUUAUGUAUGGAAUAGUCCUGGAUGCUGGAUCCUCUCAUACGGCCAUGUUCAUCUACAAAUGGCCAGCAGACAAACAAAAUGGUACCGGCAUAGUCAGUCAACACAGCGAGUGUCAUGCAAAGGGAGGCGGGAUCUCCAGUUAUGCAGGUAACAGAGGAGGAGCAGCCCAUAGCCUUGAGGAAUGCAUGGGAAAAGCCAUGAAGGAGAUCCCAAAGUCAAGACACAAACUCACUCCUGUGUAUCUCGGGGCCACAGCAGGCAUGAGACUUCUAAAUAUUUCUAAACCCAAAGAGUCAGAUGAGGUUUUGAAGGAAGUGGGAGACAAACUGAAGACCUACCCGUUCAGCUUCAAAGGCGCCACUAUCUUAAGUGGACAAGAAGAGGGUGCUUAUGGAUGGGUCACUGUCAACUACCUGCUUGAGAACUACAUCAAGUAUGGUUUUGUGGGUCAGUGGCUGUCUCCAGGCAGAGACACGGUUGGUGCGCUGGACUUUGGCGGAGCUUCUACUCAGAUCACAUUUGUGACUAAACAAACAGUGGAGAACAAGGACAAUCUGAUGAAUCUGCGGCUGUACGGACAAAACUAUCUAAUUUACACUCAGAGCUUUCUGUGUUAUGGCCGAGACCAGGUCUUACUCAGACUGCUGGCACAUCUGAUGACAACUCAGGGUUCAGACAGCUCCAUAGUCCAUCCCUGCUAUCCCGCAGGUUACGAUCAAUCCAUUAAGCUGAGCAGUGUGUUUGACACCCCAUGCAAUAAAAGACCAACUUCUUAUAAACCUGAUGACAACCUGCAAAUAAAGGGCACAGGAAACUACAAUCAGUGCCUGGGAAAUGUUACUCGUCUCUUGUCUUUUAACAACUGUUCUUAUUCCAAAUGCUCCUUUGAUGGAGUCUUCCAGCCCAACAUUACAGGCAACUUUAUGGCAUUUUCUGCAUUUUUCUACACCCAUUCCUUUCUUCAGGAAGCUGCAGGCAUCACCAUCACAUCUCCAGCAGAUUUAGAGGACGCUGCCCGUGUCGUCUGCAACAUGAGCUUUCAGGAGAUGUCAAAUAAGGCUGGGAAUCAGGGAGACCGUCUGAAGGACUACUGCGCAGUCUCUGUCUUUGUGCAUGUACUCCUGGUCAAAGGAUAUGGUUUUGAUGAUCUCACCUUUCCACACAUCUCCUUCCAGAAGAAGGCGGGAGACACAUCUGUCGGCUGGUCCCUUGGCUACAUGCUAAGCCUAAGCAACCUGCUGCCUGCUGAACAUGUUUUACUGAGAAAAUCAGUGAGCUCAGGCGCCUGGAGUGUUCUGAUCUUCCUCUUUUCAGUCCUUCUUAUUAUGGCACUAUUUUUUCUGUUGCGAGCCAUCCGUAAGAAAAAGACUGAUAAUGUCAUUUAAUAAUGAUUGCGUUAUAUUGCUCCCUAUGUACAUUGUUUUGCACUGCCCCUAACAAGGAUGCUUCCGUUUACAGUACACUGAAAAAAAAUAAGGGUGCACAAAGAACUUCUGGUAUUACACUUUAUCACAUUUCAAUAACCUAUUUCUUAUCAAGCACAUUUUAUAUAAAUUUAUAUAAAUUAGAAUUUUAGAAGAGACUUGGUUUUGCGUAAAACAUGAGCACAAUGUUAUUACUGUUUCCUAAUUUUGUCGCUGAACUUAUCACUGUCUUUUCAUAAUAUUGAAUGUAUGUUUGUUUUUUUUAGGUAAGAUUGUGUACUGUGCCUUAAAGGGUUAGUUCACCCAAAAAUUAAAAUUCUGUCAUUUAUUACUCACGCUCAUGUCGUUCCAGACCUGUAAGACCUAUGUUAAUCUUCGGAACACAAAUUCAGAUAUUUUUGUUUAAGUCGAUGGCUCCGUGAGGCCUAAGUUACAUAGGGAGCAAUGACAUUUCCUCUCUCAAGAUCCAUAAAUGUACUAAAACAUAUUUAAAUCAGUUCAUGUGAGUACAGUGGUUCAAUAUUAAUACUAUAAAGCGACGAGAAUAUUUUUGGUGCGCCAAAAAAAAAAAAAAAAAAAAAAAACGAAUUAUUUAGUGAUGGCCUAUUUCAAAACACUGCUUCAGGAAGAUUCGCAGCGUAAUGAAUCAGCGUGUCGAAUCCGCAGUUCGGAGCGCCAAAGUCACGUGAUUUCAGCAGUUUGGCGGUUUGAAACGCGAUCCGAAUCAUGAUUCGCCACGCUGAUUCAUUACGCUUCGAAUCUUCCUGAAGCAGUGUUUUGAAAUCGGCCAUCACUAUAUAAGUCGUUAUUUUGUUUUUUUUGGCGCACCAAAAAUAUUCUCGUCGCUUUAUAAUAUUAAUAUUGAACCACUGUACUCACAUGAACUGAUUUAAAUAUGUUUUUAAUACCUUUAUGGAUCUUGAGAGAGGAAAUGUCAUUGCUCUCUAUGUAGGCCUCGCGGAGCCAUCGGAUUUAAACAAAAAUAUCUUAAUUUGUGUUCCGAAGAUCAACGAAGGUCUUAUGGGUGUAAAACGGCACGAGGGUGAGUAAUCAAUGACAGAAUUUUCAUUUUUGGGUGACCUAACCCUUUAACAUAAUAAAUCAGAUGCUAUUGUUUUAAAACCUUCUAGAUUUAUUUGUGAGCAAUGUUUGUGUGCUGUAAUACAAAGACAAAGGUACUGAAAAUAUUCAAAAUGGAAAAUCUUGAAAAUGUAGCUUUGCAGAUACAAGAAUGAACUUGGUUUGGAAACUGUACUAUUGCCUGCUAUUAUUCCUGCUGAAUCAUGAAUGCUUUUGUAAUACUAAAUAAGUUACUGUGUUUAUUAAUUUGUCUGUGAGACAUUUUGUAGAUAAUAACACACAGGUAACAUAAACAGAAUGCUAAAUGUUUUUGGCCGUGUCUGUUAGCUUCGAAGCCAUCUGUAUUCUAGUGUAAUCCUCAAUAUUGACAAAAUUCUCUUUUAGCAAAUAUCGAUGACUCAUCUUGUGCAACACUGCCUGCUACCAAACUGAAAGCAGCAAAUCAUGUUCAUAUCUGUGAGACUGUGACGUACAGUAAUUAAAGACUACUUGCUAUUAAAAAAAAA
Messenger RNA from Ctenopharyngodon idella (grass carp), 3276 nucleotides. Its product is annotated as ectonucleoside triphosphate diphosphohydrolase 2-like. Lineage: Eukaryota; Metazoa; Chordata; Actinopteri; Cypriniformes; Xenocyprididae. The record is from RefSeq and is a predicted model, not a curated record. Bases 143 to 1651 code for a protein of 502 amino acids. Gene Ontology annotation, cellular component: plasma membrane. The transcript is spliced from 9 exons. Gene Ontology annotation, biological process: nucleoside diphosphate catabolic process. Gene Ontology annotation, molecular function: UDP phosphatase activity; GDP phosphatase activity.